GUAUUAUUAUCCUGUUCUCCCUCCAUGGAUUAAUUUUUACACAAGAUUUAGAGACAAGAAGUUUGUGAGAAAUUUAUGGGAAAUUAAAAAAGAUAUCCUUUCGUUUUGGGUUUUAUUGUUGAAGAGAGAAAAUAAAAAGAAAGAAGAGAUGGUAGAAUCAUGUUACACGCAUGAGUUAAAGGGAAGGUGGGAAGCAACUUUCACGCAUGAAUAAAGGGAAGGUGAGAAACAACUUUCACGCAUGGUUAUCAAAUCUGGAUCGGUCUGGCCGGUUCUACCGUAAAAUUGGUAAUGGGAAGCUAAAUCGAUCCGGGUUACUCUGCUAAUCAUUCUUGCAAUUGAACCGCAGAAAAUCCUCCCUCUGUUUACAUUGUGAGACCUGAAACAACAAUCUUGCCAGAAAACUCCUCAUGGACCAUAAGGCCUUAUGCGCGAAAGGACGAUGCAGAAGCAACGAGGUGUGUAAGUGUGUAAGAGAAUGGUCAAUAAAGGCAGUGAAAGAUGGCAUGAAAUUCCCAUAGUGCACACAACAUCACAGCAUUCCAGCUAUGAUAUUCUCUACUUCAGGCUAUAUUGGCAAACACUUCCAUGAAUUCACAGACAUCAUCAUCCCACUGUUUCUGACUUCUAGACAAUUCAAUGGACAAGUUAAAUUUGUUGUGUCCAAAAUGCGUCCUUGGUGGAUUUCUAAGUACCAAGCAAUUCUCAGUAAGCUGUCCAAUUAUGAGGUCUUGAACAUUGACAAAGUUGACCAAGUUCACUGCUUCACAGGUGUGAAUGUUGGUCUCAAAAGGUAUCCAAAAGAACUAAGCAUUGACCCUCAAAAGUACUUCUAUUCCAUCAAAGACUUCAGGAGUUUUCUGAGAGACUCUUAUUCAGUGAAGAGAGUUAAUGCAAUCAAAUUGAGAGAGGAGGGUGAAGAUGAGAAUAAUAAGAAUAAGAAGCAGCAGCCAAGGCUUUUGAUUCUUUCAAGAAGAAGAACAAGAUCAUUUACUAACACAGCUGAAAUAGCAAAGAUGGCUAGAAGCAUGGGAUUCGAGGCGAUCGUAAUGGAAGCUGGUGGAAGCAUGUCAAGCUUUGCAAAUGUGGUGAAUUCUUGUGAUGUGAUAUUGGGAGUUCAUGGAGCUGGCCUCACUAACAUUGUUUUCCUUCAUUGUUUUCCUUCCUGAGAAUGCAGUUUUGAUACAAGUAGUUUCGUUUCGAAUGGCUUGCUAAAUAUGACUUUGAAUUGCCCUCAAAGGAUAUGGGACUAAAGUACUUGGAUUACAAGAUAAGUGUGGAAGAAAGCACUCUUAUUCAGCAAUAUCCACAAGAUCACAUGAUCAUAAAGCACCCCCCAUCUAUUGGGAAACUUGGAUGGGAAAGAUUCAAGUCUCUGUAUUUGGAACAACAGAAUGUGAUGCUAGAUCUCAAUAGGUUUGUGCACAUUUAUUUACACAUUCAUUUUGUGCACCACAAGGAUAGCAACACCAGCUUUGAACUAAAAUGUGGACAUAAUGACGUAAUUAUUUUAACAUUAGUGCUCAUACAAUAUAAUAUACGAUUAAAAAUUCAUAUUAGUUCAACGUAAUGUUA
This is a messenger RNA of Arachis stenosperma, 1575 nucleotides long. RefSeq names its product alpha-1,3-arabinosyltransferase XAT3-like. The transcript has a single exon. Gene Ontology annotation, molecular function: glycosyltransferase activity. Bases 549 to 1169 code for a protein of 206 amino acids. The record is from RefSeq and is a predicted model, not a curated record. NCBI's taxonomy places the organism in Eukaryota, Viridiplantae, Streptophyta, Magnoliopsida, Fabales, Fabaceae.